Molecule: messenger RNA, 1416 nt
Organism: Rhagoletis zephyria (snowberry fruit fly)
Lineage: Eukaryota; Metazoa; Arthropoda; Insecta; Diptera; Tephritidae
Source: RefSeq, a predicted model, not a curated record
AUGGAGUCGGAAAUUGAGGCGCUGCUGAGAGAUAAGGAGAGCAAGGAGAAUGAAAUUAGAAGUCUGAGGGUGGACAUUGAAAACCAAAAGUCCGUCAUCAGUCGAUUCGAGCAAAAGGAGCGCGACGUUGAGAAGCUGGUGCAGGCGAAUGAGAACGAGCUGAAAUUGACUCGAAGCGACGCCGAAGAGAAGCAGCGUUUGGUGGAAGAGCUGCGAACGCAGCUGAAGGAGCUCAGCCAGCAGGUGAACACCAUCAACCAGGCGCAGGAGAUGACUAGAGACGAGUUCCAGUCAGAACUGGCGAAACUGACGCGUGAGCUGACCGACUCGAAGAAGGAAACGCUAACACUGAGCGAAGAGCUGCGCAAGGUGCGCGACAAGGCCGCCGAGGUGGAGGCGGAACGGGAUCACUUUGCAAAGGACGCAGAACGGUACCAGAAGGUAGUAGAGGAGCGGGAGAAGGCGGUGGAGAAGACGGCCACUGAGAUGAGCAGUGUGAAGGAGCAGUACGAGGACUACCGGCGGAGGGUUGAGGCGGAGCUGACGGCCACCAAGCAGAGUGUCACUGCAAUGGGCGACAUUUCGCUGGAGCUGGAGCGGACCAAGGGCCAGACGAGGCUGAUGGAGACGGAGAAUGGGGCGCUGAGGGAGGAGAACCGAGCCCUGGUGGCGAAGGUCGAGGAGCUGCAGGAGGACAUUGAAGGAUUGAAACGCCGCCACACCGAGGUGCUCAAUGAGUUUGAGUUUGAGUGCAAGCGCACUGAGGCGCGUGCCGACGCGGCAGAGAAGAUGGCUCUCAACCGAUAUGAGGAGUUGUCGCACCUGGAGCACCGACAGAACAUCGCCCUGGAGGAGUACCGCUCCAUUGCGGAGACAGAGAAGCGGCUGAUGGAGGCGAAGCUCGAUGAGCUGGAGGGGAAGAUUCGCGACCAGGCGAGACAGCUGCAGGCGGAACAGCAGCGACGCAUCGAGGAGGACAUGGGCAGCUAUGAGCAGCAGGUGGAGUUCCUCAACUCGGUCAUCGUCGACAUGCAGAAGAAGAAUGAUGAGCUGCGCAAUCGAGUGCAGGUCCUCGAGGAGAUUGGUCUUGGCGAGUUUGAGCACUCCUUUCAGUCGCAGGUGGAGACCACUGCUCGUCGCUCUGCGACCUCCACCGCCAGCGCCGGCACCAUGACCAACGGCCACAUACGCAAUAUUCGCAAGUACUGCGACAUCUGCGAGGUCUUCGACUCGCACGACACCGAGGACUGUCCGCAGCAGGCCUCCUCGGGACCGUCGUCAGCCAGUGGACUUCAGCAGCAGGAGCCAGGACACACCUACAACAGCAUCGGCCGCCACGAGGUGCGCCCCUACUGUACGCAGUGUGAACAGUUUGGCCACGAGCUGGCGAACUGCACCGAGAAUGAGACUUUUUGA